This is a messenger RNA of Conger conger (European conger), 1409 nucleotides long. It is a transcript of the gene arr3b, whose product is annotated as arrestin 3b, retinal (X-arrestin). The record is from RefSeq and is a predicted model, not a curated record. Gene Ontology annotation, biological process: signal transduction; visual perception; G protein-coupled receptor internalization. The coding region runs from base 1 to 1368 and encodes 455 amino acids. Gene Ontology annotation, molecular function: G protein-coupled receptor binding. NCBI's taxonomy places the organism in Eukaryota, Metazoa, Chordata, Actinopteri, Anguilliformes, Congridae. The transcript has 17 exons.
AUGGCGACGCCCCGCCGCGGGCGAGGGGGGAGAGGGCGGCGGCCGCGGGGCCGGACGGCGGUGGAUGCUGGGAAGCGGGGUCGUCCGGGCGGCGGGAGACGCGAGGGAGCGGAGGUCGGCGCGGCGCUGGCACGGGGAGGCGGCCGGGGAGCUCCGUUUCAUGGCACCUCCAGGGGUGGUCAGGGGUCCACACACGGCGUCUGGGGUGGACUGUCGCUGAGGAGGGCGCAGCAGACCAGACUGACUGAUGACUUCCACGUGCAGAUUCUCAAAUUCUACGGUUCCAAGAUUACCCUGAAACUGAUCUACAAGAAAUCCAGUGGCAAUGGCUCGAUCUCCCUCUUCCUGGGGAAGAGAAACUUUGUGGAUCACGUGGACAGGGUGGACAUUGUCGAUGGGGUACUGAAGGUGGACCCCUCAAAGCUGGAGGGCAGGAAAGUGUGGGUGCAGCUGGUCUGCGCCUUUCGCUAUGGCCAAGAGGACCUGGAUGUGAUCGGACUGCCCUUCAGGAAAGACAUCUGCAUUCAGCACGUACAGGUUUACCCACCCGAAAACGGCCAGCCGGCCAACACCCCCACACAGGAUGCCCUGAUGAAGAAGGUCGGGGAGCAGGGCCACCCCUUCACCUUCACAAUUCCCAACAACCUGCCGUGUUCCGUUACUCUUCAACCAGCACCUGACGACAAGGGCAAACCUUGCGGUGUGGACUACGAACUGAAAGGCUACAUCGCCAACAAAGCAGACACCCCAGCCGAGAACGUGGAAAAGAAGGACACGUGCCGUUUGAUCAUUCGAAAGAUCCAGCUUGCUCCCGACCGCGCAGGUGUGGGGCCCAAAGCCGCAGUCAGCAGGCAGUUUAUGACGUCAGACAAGUUGGUCCACCUGGAAGCUUCUCUGGGGAAGGAGGUGUAUUGCCACGGUGAUCCAAUCAAAGUCAAAGUAAAAAUCAACAAUGAAACCAGCUACGUUGUGAAGAAAAUUAAAAUAACAGUUGACCAGACUGCAGAUGUACUGCUAUACUCUGCUGAUAAAUACACCAAGUGUGUGCUGAAUGAGGAGUUUGGGGAUAGCGUCAACGGCAAUGCCACCUUUGAGAAAGAGUACCGAGUUACUCCAUCGCUGGCGAACAGCAAGGAGAAGCGCGGCCUGGCCCUGGAUGGGAGGCUGAAGGACAAGGACACGAACCUGGCAUCCACCGCAACGCUGAGGCCGGGCCUGAACAGAGAUGUUGCUGGAAUCCUGGUCUCCUACAAAGUCAAAGUCAACCUCAUGGUUUCUAGUGGAGGCUUCUUGGGAGACCUGACUGCCAGUGAUGUUUGUGUGGAACUCCCCUUGAUCCUGAUGUCUCCAAAACCUGCAGAUGUGUAAGAUACUUUCAAACAUGCCUAUUUUAUUAUUUUAACACAGAU